This is a messenger RNA of Aspergillus melleus, 810 nucleotides long. RefSeq lists its product as uncharacterized. The record is from RefSeq and is a predicted model, not a curated record. The coding region runs from base 1 to 810 and encodes 269 amino acids. Lineage: Eukaryota; Fungi; Ascomycota; Eurotiomycetes; Eurotiales; Aspergillaceae. The transcript is spliced from 4 exons.
AUGGCCGAGAGGGACUUCUUUCCUCCCAGCUUCGUCGACAGAACCAUCUCUUUCAAAAGCCCCGACUCCCGGUGGCGUCUCACCCGCAAAUUGCGGGAAAAAAAUUCUCAACUCAGUCACAGCGAGGCUCGCAGAUGGCCAGGAAAAGCUAGUGCGCUCUAUGGCACAUUUUUGUGCACCAACUGCGAUGACGCGAGCCACGAGGCCGUCAUGCGCAUUGUCAUGCAGAUUCCGUUUGCAGGGUCGGAGUUCGAGAGCGUACAAGAAAAAGCCAAACAAGCCACCGAAGCCCUCCCCAGAGAAGCCCGGGACAUGUUGAAGGCACUUGAGCUGCUCAGGCAGCAUACCUGUCGGUCGGGCCCGCGCCUCUUGGCUGUGAAUCAGCAGACUCAAUCUCGGGAUGACUUUGUGCCCGGUGGGUUCUUUAUGUGUCUGCUUGUUGAAAAGUUGCCCGGCAAGCAAUUGGACCGUUCGUUCUGGGACUUUGAGUGCGCCAAGCGUAACCAGAUCAGAGCCAGCUUCAAAAGCGCCUGGAUCGAGUGUCUUCGUGUUACUCGAUACUAUCCCACUUCCGGGUUGCGCAAAAUCUUCUGGGACGAGGCGACGAAUAGCCUCUCCUUCUACGACUUUUUGACUGGCAGUAUACUCGAUCACGGUGAAGAAAGAGUCUGGAAAGAUCUCAACUGGAUCUACUGGGGUCUGGCCCAAAAACCUAUUCGCUAUGGUUCUUUUCCGCCGAGGGAGGGUCGCCUAGGGGAGCAGUCUUCUGCGCCAGCGGAGGCUCGUCUGAAGACGGAUGACUGGGGUUGA